Molecule: messenger RNA, 2700 nt
Organism: Durusdinium trenchii
Lineage: Eukaryota; Dinophyceae; Suessiales; Symbiodiniaceae
Source: the annotation of a GenBank genome assembly
AUGGGCAAGCGUGGAGGAGAUCACCCGCAUGGGAAGGUGGCCAAAGCCAAGGCUAAGCCGAAGCCAUUGGUGUUGCCACCUGCGGUUGGUGACGCGUCCAUCAACGCAGCCAUCCAAGCAAAAUUGGCUGAUUGUGACACCACCAUCAAGACCCAGUUCACAGAUUUGCAGGCUGCAAACCCAACUGCGAGUUCGGGAGUUGCUGCUUACGAAAAGGUCGCCUGUGCAAAAGCUUUGUCUUCAGGUCUUCCUUAUGUGGCAUCAUGCCCGUUCUACUGGCUGGAUCCAAAUUUCGAACUGCAACCGAAUGUUCCCAAAUAUCAGACACGCAUCGACAAUCUCCAGGAACACUUUUUCAGUUCCCCGGCCUACUUGGACAAGCCCAUUGAAGUUUUCCUCCGAGAGGGUGAGAUCCCUCACAAGAUGAUUGGGUCGUUGAAAGCCACAGACCCUCCCGAGAUGCGGGACGCGUUUCGACAAGCAAUUGCGGCUGCGAUCAAUGGCACCGCCAAGGCCAAGGAGUUGGCGGAGUGGAGAGAGAUUUUGAUGUCCACCGUCUUCAAGUUUGUGGAAUCUUGGGUGACAGAUGGUGACACUCACAUCGAUUCGGUGUUUGCAACAAUCGUGCAGCGGCGAGAAGACAUUUGUGUGAUGAAAGAGAAUAUGGCGGUGACCACUAUGAUGAGAAUUUACGAGAUCAUCGAUUUUAAACGGCAAAUGGAGGCAACCGCAGUCCAGCAGAUUUUGAUUGCUUUGGACCAGCUCCCCGUGAACCCAAUAGAUUCGAUUUACAAAAUCCGGGAGAUUGUUAUCCAAGCAGAGAAAAAACCAGAAUUGAUGAGCUGGUCCUUCAGCAUGAUCGCUGACCAUUGGCAGCAUGUUGAUGGAGCCGACCCCAUCCCAAUUCGAAGGCUGAAAGAACAGAGUGGCAAUGACAUCAGCCUUGUCCGCCUUUUCCUGUGGAAAAGGCAACUGAGGGACCACCUCUGGCGGUAUAUGGACCAAGAGUUUGCCUCCUGGGAUUGUGCCAUCAAGACCGACAUUCGGCGGUUGACAACUUCGGUUGCGGUGCUUCGCGAGCACCUUGGCUACCAAGAGGCUACCAAGAAGGAAGGUGACAGCAGCAUCAUCACCUACAGGCCUAGAGCUCAAUGGCCAGAGUCAGCCGAUGGCUUUCUGAAUGUCUUUGAGUCGUUGGUAUUUGGCUACCAUUUUGACGACAGCAUCAUUGCUCAAAUGAAGAACCACCGGUCGAUCGAGGACACGCUGGGCCAUCGUGACCUCAGGAUGUUCAUGGACAGGGUCACCAAUGCCUAUGCAAAAGAGAACCCGAACGAGAAGGAGGAAGAACUUGAGAAAGAUGAAACCGAUGUUGCGGCCAACGCUCAUGCUGUAGAAGAAGCCUGUGCUCUUGCCAAUCUGUCAGAAGCUGAGAAGAUUGUCAGGGCCGCAACCCCAGAGGAACUAGCAGGGGAUCGGUUGCUCAAAGUGCAAGCGGGGUGCCGCAUUGCAGAGAGGAAAGUGAGGCAGCAAGUCCAUUUCAUCCAUGAUACUGACGACGAGGGAAAGCUGAUCAGUGACAUGAAAGCUGCCUUGGCCAGUCAGGUGCGAGGGGAUGAGAACAACCGGAAAUAUGUCUGCAUCGUGCUGGACAUAAAGUGUCUGUGUGAGGCAGGCAGUCAAGGUAAAUACCGGCUACCGCCGACAAGGGCCGCUCAAGUGAAGCGCUUGCUCAAUGGCGUGCUCGGAUCCCGCGAUGAAGGAGACCUGACGGACGGAGACGUCCUUGUGAUUGUAGAUGGAGGAAAAGGAUCAGGAACAGAUUGGGUGGACAAGCAGAUUUGCAAACACCUUCCUGCCAAGCGCUACGAGAUGCUGCAACACUUGAUUGUGUACACGCACGAUUCCUGUGAGAAGAGGAUGGCAAGAGCCAGCAAAGCACCUCUACAAUUGUCGGAGACAGCCACUUUCAUCACCCAUGCGGAGCUUUCUUUCAAAGUUCAGCCAAGAUUGUUUUCCGGAAGCACCCGAGGAAACGUCAUUGGUCCACUGGCAAAGCCGGACUAUACUGAUGCUGCUGGGGUUUGGCAGGUGCUCUAUGCCGACAAGAAGAAGAUGUUUGGCGACGCCAACCUUCCACUUCCAGGUGGCACUUUGCCUCAUGAAUUGGACGAGGAGGAUGAAGAGGAGAAGAAGCAAAAGACCAGAGUGAGGAACUCAGAUCUGGUUCCAGCUUUCUUCCACGAAAGUCCUCAGAGCGUCGCUUUUGAGAUAGCGCAUUCGCUCCAAUGCAUGGCUAUCUUAGACCUAGCAUGUGGCAGCGGGCACUAUGCAUUUUGGGCUAUCAAACACAGAGUGCCGUAUUGUGGCAUUGUGUUCAAUGAGCACCAUGAGAAGGCCUUGAUGCAGAAGUUGGUGUCCCGCACCCUCACGGCAAUGUGCGAUUCAAAUGAUCAUGAGCUAUAUGACUCAUCUCUUGCCAAUGAAGUCAUUGAGCAUGACAAGGAUAAUACUCCUGCAGAAAACAGUCAGGAGGGAGGUCGUGGAAGGGGGCGAGGCGGGCGAGGGCGUGGGCGAGGUGGUGGAAAGCCCAAGCCGGAGCCCGCGGCGGAGGGUGCUGCUGGGGAUUCAAGGGACGAUCUCUUGAAGAUGAUUCAGGACGCAGCUGCUCCGACUGAGCCUCAGGAAGCAAAAGUGUGA